Pocillopora verrucosa is the source of this 1684-nucleotide messenger RNA. Its product is annotated as cartilage matrix protein-like. Lineage: Eukaryota; Metazoa; Cnidaria; Anthozoa; Scleractinia; Pocilloporidae. The record is from RefSeq and is a predicted model, not a curated record.
UAGGGGAGCUACUUCAGCUGGAGCGAACAGUAGUGACCUUCAUCUCAUCUCACGCACGAAACUGGGAAACUAGCCACAUUGCACCAUGGCAAAGGCUCUCUUUGGUUUACUGCUCACUUGUUUUUUUCUGGAAGCCAUGAUUGCUUCAUUUAAGGAGGAAGAGCCUUGCUCCCUGGAUGUUGCUGUCCUGAUAGAUGUGUCAAAAAGCAUGGACAGUGAAGAACGAGAUCAGCUAACCGACAUCUUCAAUAAGAUUGUGGACAAAUUGGGAGUAUCUCCAACAGGGAGUCACAUGGCCCUUAUAACCUUUGGAUCGGAUGCCAAGAGCAGUUUUACAUUUGCAGACAGAAAUUACCACAAUGCCGACACCAUAAAAGCAAAGGCAGCGGAGGCAAUAUCUGAUUUACAGAAACAAGACGGAACCCGUACAGACCUUGCCGAAGACCUGGCAGUGAAAGACGUGUUCACCAGCAGAGGAGGAGAUCGACCCAGUUUCGGCAAUGUAAUGAUUAUUCUUACAGAUGGAAAAUUUUGGAUCAAUGAAACAUGGGAUAAAAGGGCAGAAGUUGACUUCAAUGUCACAACGGGAAUCUUGAAGAGAAGAGGGGUGAAAAUAAUCGUCGCAGGUAUCGGUGAUGAAUUAUCCAGUGAUGAUGCUGAUGAGAACUUGGAAAAGGUAGCAGGGGAAGAUGGAGAAAUAUCCAAAUAUGCGAAUUUCACGGAGCUCUCCAGUAAACUCAAUGAUAUAAUGAGGAAAGUCUGUCGAUGCCCAGUAGAUCUGGCGUUUGUUUUCGACUCUUCAGGUACUAUUGGGAAGGGUGCUCUGGAUGACGCAAAGAUGCUUGUAAAGAAAAUGGUAAAAGGUCUAAAACUAGGAGCAGAUGAGUCUCGAGUAGCUCUGGUUGUGUUCGCUGAUAAAGUUGAGGUUAAGGCUCGAUUCAGUGAAAACUUAAGCGUCAAACAAUUUCAGGAUAUGGUACAAAACAUGAAAAGCAUCGGCAGCAUCGGCCGCCGAACACGAAUCGACAAGGCCCUGGUAGAAACAAAACAAGUGUUUAAAGAGGGAAGAGAUGACGUGUAUAAGAUUGCAGUGGUGCUGACUGAUGGUAUACAAUCCAAAGACCGCGACACUAAAAGCUUGCUAAGUACCUCUGAGCCCUUGCGAAGAGCAGGUGUCCGUGUGAUAGCCGUGGCAAUAGGAACUCAGGCGUCUAAAGGCAGACUAAGGCUGAUGACCGAUUCAAUGGACGACGUAAAGGAGGAAGAUGAAGCCCUGGAAUAUUUCCAGCAGCUAUUUGACAAACCAAACCAGAAUCUCUGUGUUCCUUCACCAAGCAAACCUCCUUUUCCAGAACCCGAAGUUUGCAGUGACUCUGUAUCUUGUGGACAGCAUAGCAAAACUGUUCCCCCAUUUUGCGAAACCGAUUAUGCAGCAGAAAAUUGUCCGAAGUUUUGCGAUCUUUGCAAUCGUCUGGGCAUGACAGUGUAAAAGAAGUGAACAGGCUAAAAGACAUUGACGACGCCACGAGAUUACGCCAUUUGACAACGCCUAAAACCGCAUUUAAUCAAGUUUAAUGAAAGUCUUAACAUUUUCUUAAAAUAAAUAUAAAGGGAUGAGUAUCAGGAAAUGAAAGUUGUAAAACAUUGUUUAAGUUAAACUAAAUAAACGAUGAAAAAAAAAUGA